Parathielavia appendiculata is the source of this 1599-nucleotide messenger RNA. Its product is annotated as phospholipase D/nuclease. Gene Ontology annotation, cellular component: nucleus. Gene Ontology annotation, molecular function: single-stranded DNA binding; double-stranded DNA binding; 3'-tyrosyl-DNA phosphodiesterase activity. Gene Ontology annotation, biological process: DNA repair. NCBI's taxonomy places the organism in Eukaryota, Fungi, Ascomycota, Sordariomycetes, Sordariales, Chaetomiaceae. The transcript has 2 exons. The record is from RefSeq and is a predicted model, not a curated record. The coding region runs from base 1 to 1599 and encodes 532 amino acids.
AUGGAUCGACCGAACAAGCGAUUGGCAUCGGCCGAUGAUGAACCAGCCGGCAGUUACACGCCGCUGUCCCUCUCGCACCCAGUGAGCCCUCCGUUGAAGAAGCGUCGGCUCGCGGUACCAGCGGAGGACAAGAAACCCCAUGUGCAGUCCUCAAUACGGCCUCGAGUUUUUAAGUCCCCGUUUCGGCUCACCAAGGUCCGCAACUUGCCCCCAGAAAUGAACAAGGACACAGUCACACUCAAAGACAUCCUGGGCGACCCUCUGAUCGCGGAAUGCUGGGAAUUCAACUAUCUUCAUGAUAUUGAUUUUCUCAUGGCCGCCUUUGAUCCCGACGUCCGUCAUCUCGUCAAAGUCCAUGUGGUCCAUGGAUUCUGGAAGAGAGAAGACCCCAACAAGCUGGCGCUCCAGGAAGUGGCAUCUCGGCACCCGAAUGUCACUCUCCACGAUGCUUUCAUGCCUGAGAUGUUCGGCACUCAUCACUCCAAGCUGAUGAUUCUGCUCCGUCACGAUGAGACGGCCCAGAUCGUCAUUCACACAGCCAACAUGAUUGUCCGCGACUGGACCAACAUGACGCAGGCUGCCUGGCUCUCGCCGAGGCUUCCUCUCAUGAAGCCAUCGCAGCAGAGCAUCAGCCAGGAGGAAGCAACAAUCGGCAGCGGAGCCAAGUUCAGAAUCGACUUCCUCAACUACCUCCGCGCCUACGACACACGGCGAGCCACCUGCAAACACAUCAUCAAUGAGCUGACCAAGUACGACUUUUCUGCAAUACGCGGAUCCCUUAUCGCCAGCGUACCGGGGAGACACAAGCUCAGUGACUACUCGCCAACCAGAUGGGGCUGGGCAGCGAUGGAGCAGGCCCUCAAAGCCAUUCCCGUGUCCCAGGCUAAAUCCGAAAUCGCAAUACAAAUCUCCUCAAUCGCCACCCUAGGUCCAACAGACAGCUGGCUCAAAAACACUUUCUUCCGCGCCCUCAGCGGGGGGCAAGGCACCGCUACCCGACCACCUCCCGACUUCAAGGUCGUCUUCCCCACCGCCGACGAAAUCCGCAAGUCCCUAGACGGGUAUGGCUCGGGCGGCUCCAUCCACACCAAGAUCUCGUCUGCACAGCAGGUGAAGCAGCUGGCGUACCUCAAACCGAUGUUCUGCCACUGGGCCAACGAUUCGGCCAACGGCGCAGAUCUAGACGCCAACGCAACGGCACAAGAGGCAGGCAGGAAACGCGCAGCGCCGCAUAUCAAGACAUACAUCCGCUACGGCAAUAAAUUCGAUCAGUCCAUCGACUGGGCGCUGGUCACGUCGGCGAACCUGUCAAAGCAGGCAUGGGGCGAGGCCGUCAGCAGCAGGGGCGAGGUGCGCGUCGCGUCGUACGAGAUCGGCGUCCUGGUAUGGCCGGGCUUGUACGCAGAGGACGCGACCAUGAAGGCGACGUUCUUGACGGACUCGCUCGCGGAUGGCGAGGUGGAGGAGGGCAAGGCGGCUGUGGCGCUGCGGAUGCCGUAUAGCCUGCCGCUGCAGGCGUAUGGGGAUGGCGAGGUGCCGUGGGUUGCGACGGCGAACCAUUUGGAGCCGGACUGGAUGGGGCAGGUGUGGGAGGCUUAA